GCCAGUGAGCACCCGCCAGCGCGCACCUGCCGCAGCGCCGCCAACUCCGCCGCACCGCUGCACCGGUUAUUUCCGUCGCCGGCAGUUCGCGACUCUGCCACCGAGUCGCUUCAGGUCGCCUCCCCAGUGUUAAGUGUGGUCGCGCGCCCCGGAUACAGACAGUGUUGGUUUGCGACGCUGAGCGGAUCGUAACCGCUCUUUCUCCGGUAGCGAGUUCGAGUCCGUGACGGCAUGACGGACUGCAGCGGCGGCGGUGACCGGUGAGCGACGAGUGGGCCCUGAGGCUCUCUGGCUGGCUGCGACCAAUGCAAGUACUCCCCCUUGCAGACGGUGAUCAUCUGAGCGAGCGGCAGCCGUAGCCAUGGGCAGCAGCUGUUCCUCGGGCCAGGCGCACAAGGACAAGGACUCGGUGUCCACGCGCUCUGAGGACUCGCCGAGUUACCAGGCGGCGGCGAAGCGCAACCACAGCGGCGCAGGGCUCGACCCGUACGCGGUUUCUACGCCCGCCUCCGCCGCCGCCUCGGCGCAGCCCCCGGGGUCCGCCGCCACGCACUCCGGCGUCAUCCUCGAGCCAGCCAACAUCGACACGGCCAAGCUAGCGGGCGGGGACCAUUGGACCACAGGCAUCUCGACGGAGAGGAAGCUCAGCAAGGAUGGGCUGGCCAAGGUACGCGGCGUCGCCACCUCCAGCAUCUCAGCGGACUCGAUGUCGCUGUCGUCGCCGCCGGCGCAGAGCCCGCGGGACUCUGAGCGCGGCCCGCCGUCCUCGGCGGCGCCCUGCUCGGCGACGCCGUCGUCGGCGGCGCUGCAGCUGCCGCCCGAGGUGCGCCGCCUGCCUGAGGGCGCGCGCCACCUGCUGCUGGGACACGUCGCCGCCGCCAGGGUCGCCCCGCGCUGCCGCAAGAUCGCGCUCUACGUCUGCGCCGCCGACUCGCAAGACUGCUGCGUGGAGAAGGGCGCGCUGCACAACAAGGUGUACCCGGCGGUGCGCGCGCGCUGUCGGCAGCGCGGCUAUGAACUGCACGCCGUCGACCUGCACUGGAGGACGGCGCUGGAGAAGCAGCAGGACCACGAGUUCCCAGAGCUCUGUCUGGGCGAGCUGGCACGCGAGAUGCAGACGGCGUACGUGGUGCCGGUGCUGUUCCUGAGCAACUCGCUGGGCACGCCGCUGCUGCCCAACACGGUGGAGACGCAGGACUUCGAGAUGGCGCUGGAGCGCGCCGACAACAAAGAGCUGCUGCGCAAGUGGUACCGCCUCGACAGCGCCGCGCAGCCGCCCUGCUACCGCCUGCAGCCCACCGCGCUGCACAUACCCGGCUUCAAGGAGAACUGUCCAGAUGAAAAGGAGAGGGCGCUCAGUGAAUGGCGCUCUGAAAUUGAACGCACACUGGCUGUCAUGGUUAACGUCUUCCCACAAGAACUCCGAGACACAUACCUCACAACGGUUGUGGAACAAGAAGUUCACAACACUGUCUGUAUGAGCCAAGAGCUUGCACGUCGCUGCUUGUGGCUGUAUAGACUGUAUACGCACACAGGACCAACCACAGAGCCAUCGACCCCAGGUGAUGUGGAGCUUCUGCGGAGACUUGACACACUUCACAAAGAGUUAAAGACUCAGUUAAGUGAAAAACAUAUACUGCGGAUUCCAGUGCGAUGGGUAGAAGGAGGCCUCAACACUCAGUUGCCAGAGCACGCACAGUAUGUUUCAGAAGUGGUUACGCAGCUCACUACUCAUCUCAAUUCUGUAAUUGAUUCCAUCAUUGAGGAGGAUCAAUCCAAGAUGGUGCUUAAGUCCAGCUAUGGCAUCAGUGGACAGCUUUUGCAGGAGCUCAUGUUACAAACUGGUGUGUGUCAGCAAGCUGCUCAGAGCAGUGUGAACCGUGAAGCUGUGCUCAAUGAUAUUAGAAGCUACCUGACAGGUGAUUGUCGACAGCCACUGAUUCUGUCUGGAUGCCAUGGCUGCGGGAAGAGUACACUCAUGGCUCGUGCUGCUCAGUGUUGCCACACUUGGCUACCUGAAGCAGUGCUUGCAAUCAGAUUUGUGGGAGUGUCUUCCCGAAGUAGAACAGUGGAACAGCUGCUCUCUGGGAUUGCUGACCAGAUAUCUGUUGUGAGUGUGGGUCACCAGUGUUGGGCAACACAGAAUGUGAAAAGCCUCUCUGAGAAGUUACCACCUCUUUUAGCUGCAGCUUGUUUACAGCGUCCCCAGAUCAUCAUGAUAGACGGUAUAGAUCAGAUAAGAGAGUAUGGCUCCAAAACAAUAGACUGGCUUCCGCUUACUCUACCAGAGAGUGUCAAGUUGAUUGUGUCCGUAGCUGAUGACAGUCCUCUCUUCACAGAACUAAAGGAGAGGUUUGGUGCAAAGGCGCAGUAUAUAAAAAUGCCUGAUUUGGGAAAAGAAGAAGCAGAAGCUAUCCUCAUGGCAUCUGUUAUGCAAUAUAACCAUAGUGUCAAUAGCCGUGUACAUGACUGUGUUCGUUCAUCAGUGCAGAGCUGCACAUUGCCAUUGUAUGUAAAGGUGCUGGCAUGGCAGACAUCAUGGUGGUCACACACAGACCACAAUGUUGCUCCGACAGGUGAUGUCAUCAAACAGAUAAAUCAAAUGCUGGAAGAAAUAGAAAACAUUCUUGGGCAAGAUAUGGUGGAGCAUGCGUUGUCUCUCAUAACUGCUGCAAAGACUGGUGUUACAGACUCUGAGAUAUUGGACAUUCUGGCACAUGACAGCAUCUUCCAUAGCACAGCUACAUACGUUCCAUGGGCUCCAGCCUGUCUGUUCUGGGCUAGGCUCAACAAGUACAUGGGACCUUUCUUGCGGUGGUCAGCUACAGCAGACUGCAGCACUGCUCAGUGGAAUGAUGAGAUGCUUCUGCAGACAGCCGCAAAACGGUAUUCACAUAGGAGAAAGUGGGCUCAUGAGACACUAGUCCAGUAUUACCAGGGCAUUUGGUCAGAGAAGGAAAAUCCACAACUGGUUGCACAUCUUUUAACACAACCUAAUAAUAGUGAUGGAUGCUAUAAUGAUCGGAAGUUGGAGGAAUUACCAUAUCAGCUGUACAAAGUGAAAGGUUCCAUAAAGGAAGAAUUCUUAUUAAAUGAUAAAUGGCUUUAUGACAAACUGUGUGGUUCUGACGCUCAUCAGGUGCUGGAAGAUUUUGCUUUGGAAGAAUCUAACCCAGAAACAUGGGAUGUGGAGCUAGAAUUGCUGCAGCAGUGCCUACAAGAGUGUGGUUCUGCACUUCUGUAUGAUGGAAGACAAAUGUACUCACAACUGUUGUGGAGGUUGCAGAACCAAAUAACCAGUAAAGGCGAAGUUGGGAUGCCGCACCUUUCAAACCUUCUGCAGAUUUGUCGAGAUCCUCCUGUUCCAUCAUUACUUCCUGUCAGCAAUGAAGGCUUAUUGUCUGAAGAAGAAGAACAAUGUUCAGACACUUGCAUUGACUUGAUUGCACGCCUUGGAAACUGUGCAGAUUUUGUAGCCACGGUGGCUACAGAACAUGAAGAAAUUGCUGUAUGGAGUGUGAGAACAAAUAAGAAGGUACGAACACUACAAGGAGUUACUCGACCAGGGGGUCUGCGUGCCAUUGAUUGGCGGCGGGCGGUUGUCCUCUGUCGCCGAGAACUGAGAGUUUAUGAUCUAGAUGCUGGUCGUCUAAUUGUUCGUCUGAAAGGAGUCAUGAAUCAAAAAAUGCCAUUUUUUGGACUACACGAUGAUAGUCACCUAGUGGCUCUCUCUCGCAAUCGCAUGUAUGUUAAUUUGAUGGAUCUACGAACUGGGGACUGUGUGACAACAUUCAAGGCAGGAGAAGACCGCUUCCUGAACUCACUUCUGGUUUCUGGUGAUGGCAGGGUUUUAGUGUGUGGUGAUGAAACACAAAAGCCAUUUCCACUACUUGUAUGGAACCUAGCAUCAAGGAAAUUGCUUUAUGAUCUACGUAUUCCACAUCAUGAUUUCAUCACAAGUUUAGCUGCAAUAACACAUGAAGGACAUUAUGUGUGCUGUGUAGCAAAGGAAGUGGAUGAACCAUCUCCAAAUUUCAUUGUUGUGUAUGAUUUACAAAGUGGCACACUAUUCAAGAAAUGGAAGCCUGGUGUGGAUACAGUUUCACUAGAUAUAUCUUCUCGUGAUGGCUGUGUAAUCAGUGGAUUAGAAGAUGCUCGUAUUUUGGUCUGGGACCUUGUCACAGGCAAUUGUCGCUGGAAUCUUUGUGGCCACACAGCUCCUGUGACAUUCCUGCGACUUGAUCCUCUUGGUGGGUCAUUCUUAUCAGCCGACAGUAGUUGUCGUGAUCGUUCCUUACGUCUCUGGAGUCUUAGUAAAGGUGAGCUGCUGGCAGUCUACACCCCGGAGAAACCAGUGACGUCCUGUGAGGUGACAAGUGGGGGCUGUACUGUAGUGCUGGCGCUACGUGGCUGCUCCCACAUCCUUACACUACAGCUGCACGGGCCUGGUAUCCAGUCACCAACAGAUGGCGUGGUGACUUGUUACGGUGAUCCAGGACUGGAAGGGAAGGUUUUUAAUGUGGAGGAUGAAGAGAGGUGAUGCUCUGUGAACACAGUGAAAGGCAAAGACAGUGGUCUUAUAGGCAGCUGCAUUGCCGAAAAACAGUGUGGACAGUGAACUGUUAAGACAGAGAUCUGCAGUCAUGUUGAUAAUACGCUAAUCAUGGUGAGACAGUUAAAGUGCACAGCAUGGAGUGCAUGACACAGAGUUGUUAUCCUUAUUCUGAAUCGUGAAGUUUUUUUUUUUUUUAUUUUUCCUGAUGUUGUCACUUGUCUUGUGAAGCAGAUAUUAUUUGGGAUUACAUUCUUGUGAGACCACCUGGACUGUUUAAACUCAUUGCUUGAUGCAACUGAACCUUUUGUGUGUGUGUGUGUGUGUAUGUGUGUAUGUGUGUGUGUGUGUGUGUGUGUGUGUGUGUGUAUGUGUGGGCGGGCGCGCAUGCAUGUGCAUGCAUGCACACAUACAGAGAGAAUUUUAUACAUCUUCAUUAACAAUGGAGUCAUAUUAUUUGAUGGGCACAAACAUUUCAGGAAUAUGAUAUAUGUAAAUGUUCAGCUCUCGGUGACAAAUAUUUCCAUAAUUUGAUAUCUGUAACAUAACUAGCUCUUCCUGUAAUAGAAAUGUAUUUAAACUUCAUUUUCCUCUUUUGACAUUCUUUUCUGAAAUUUCUUCAUCACAGAAUUGAAAAUUUCCUCUUGACCUUCUUAAUUGGAUCUAAUUCAUCACAGAACUCAAUUCCAUUUCUCAUUAGCUUCUUCUUACAUUUUUGGAAAAGCUCAGCAGAAUGAAUCUUACAGAGUUAACUAAGAUUGGUGAAUCAGUUUGUUGGUGAAUCAGAUGCUGACCAAGAAAUAGCCAAAAUUCCUGGAGGCUGACAGACGUUAUUGUGGUGAUAUCAUAAUUUAUUUGUACCUAUACUUUCCUAUUAUUUUUUCAUAUUUUUUGGCUGCUUGCUCUGAAUUUAUCUAAAUUGUUAAACAUUUGGAAUAAUUUAAGGAAUGCUACUGAGAAUACUGGUUAUAUUUGAGCUCACAGGAACAAUGCUAUCAACUGAAUGGUUAAUAUGAACAAAGCAGAAAUCCAUAAAUAGCAAUUUUAUUGAAUGUUGUAAUAUAAGUACUAUAUUUUAUUUUUGAAAAUUGAUGAAAAAUACUGAUAUUGGUUCCACAGACACCAAAUGGAAAAUCAUUUAUGACAUGUUACAAAGGAGGAGUUUAACAGACUGGUUUUAAAGAUUAUUUAAUUCAUUCAGUGUUUCAAAUUACAAAUGACAUUGGAAAAGAAAUGAGUAUGAUCUUAUUAAUAUUAUUGUUAUUAAUAAUAAGUUAACACAUUACAGUUGUGUUUGUGUGUUGGUUCUUAUAAAAGCAACUCAAUUGCCUCAUUUUAUUUAUUGUUCUUGGAAACUUUCUGUUACACGUAAACAGUGUGAGUGAAUGUUAUCUACAAGGGUCAUUCAGUAAGUAAUGCAUCACCUUUGUCUGUGACCCCAUGUCACCUCAAUGUGAGAGCCUGUAUAUGGCCAUGCUAUCACUUUACUUCUCUAUGCCUUAGCCAAGUGUUUGCUGCAUCAGUAACUUUCCCAUCAUUGCUGUAAUGCUUCCUGUGGAGUUUUCUGAUCUCCUCUUGGCUACACAGACUUGUAUGUGGCCUUGCGUAAUCAUGGAUAAGGAGGAAUGUCUUUGAAUUUUUGGGGCAAUGAACUUGCUCUAUUCAUUUGUUCAGUGUCCUGAGAGUCUCCCUAUAGAUUUUUAGAGUUGAUCAUUUGACCAACAAACAACAGAAUAGUCCCUUCAGCCCUUUCUUUAUCAGUUGAGGGUACUGUUUUGAACUACUUCAUUGAAAGAGAUGGUGUGGAUUGCCAUUUUGUUUCAGGUUAUAAAUCAUGAACUGAUAUUUUGUCAACUGUGACUAUGUUCAACAACAGAUCUUCAUCAUCGGCCUCAUAAUGACCUGCACAUGUUCCUCCUUUCCCUUUAUGCUUUUUGAUUAGUCUCUGAGGAAGCAAGUGAGCACAAAUCUUUGAAUACACUAACAUGUGGACAAGUGUGACAGUACUACAAACAGAGAUGUCAAGCUGAGAACUCGGAUGCUUGUUCGAUAUUCAUUGAUCACCUCAAAUUAUAGUGUCUGCACAUUCUAACAUUAUAGCUGUCCUGUAGAUGAGAAACCAGACAAAUUUAUUCUCCUUUUUGUGUUUACAACAAAUGCUUUGUCCAGCAACUUACCGAGGUUUUAGAAAGAGGCCAUUAUCUGAAAAAAAUUCUUUAAAUGCUUGUGAACUUUUGUGAUGGACUGGUUACCACCAAAGACAUUCAGUGACUUCUCUUUGUUUGCAAUGCAUCUCAAUUGUGGACACCAUUUUAACCAGGAUUGAUCAAUAAACAAUAUGUAUUGCAUUACUUAUUGAAUGCCCCUUACACCAUUUUAAAUUUUUAUGACUGGGAGCAGCAACAUUUCUUGGAUGUCAUAUCAAGGUAACACUGCAAGUUAAUUUGUGGAAUUUAAAGAUUAAAAACAGUCUCGAUCACAACCUUUUAUUUUUGCUCUGAGCUGGCAGAGUUGGUGGUCAUGUGUGUGUGGGGCAUGCUUUCUUGUGUGUAUGAAUGGUGUGUGUUUCUUUGUUUCUCUUUUGCAGAUGAAGGCUGUGGCUGAAAGUUUUGUGUAAGUGUCUUUUAAAAAUAAAAAGUUGCAUCAAGACUGUUUUUAAUCUUUAAAUUUUAAUUUUAGUGAUUGCUGAAAAUGUUUUCAAAAAUUUUAAUUAGUGGAAAUGCAUAAACUGUAAAGACUGCAGUGAUAUAGCCAGAUUUACAAAUGAAGGUGGAUGAGCUUAGUUUUCAAUAACCAAGAAUUGAUAGUUUACUUUGUGAGGACUCUAUUUAGAAGGAUGUUGGCAAUGCAAAUUUUAAAAUUGUCUUCCAAUUGUUUAGUGAAUUAUUUUCCAUAAAAGUGCUGGAAUUGUUCCAAAUGAUGAUGAUUUCUGGUGGUGGCAAAUAGCAAAAACUAUAUACACAAGUAAAAGAUAUCAUUCAUAGACUACAUGCUUCCUUGAUGAGCGAAGCGGAGAACAGCAGUCUGACUGUUUAUUUUGCUGCCUCUCAGGAAAUCACUGUCUUCAGAAACCACUACUGCCAUAAUUUCAACAACUGCUUGUCUUCACCAACCUUCUUUCGUGGCUCUGACUAUGAUCAGUUGCAGUGUUUCUCCAUAUUACUGUUCAUUUUGCAUGACUGUACAUACCAUCCAAAGUUCAACACAAAUUCAUAAGGAAAAAGGUUAACACAGAUGUAUUUGUUUGUUUUUAUUUUACUUUUGAACUUCUGAAUUUAUAGAAAAGAGUAAGAACAAAAUGAGGCUUGAUUAAAAAAUAAAUAUUAACCAACAUAUACAUGCCAGAUGACUCUUCAACCAAAAUCAAAUAAUGUGUUCGUGUUAUG
Molecule: messenger RNA, 7938 nt
Organism: Schistocerca nitens (vagrant locust)
Lineage: Eukaryota; Metazoa; Arthropoda; Insecta; Orthoptera; Acrididae
Product: NACHT domain- and WD repeat-containing protein 1
Exons: 26
Coding region: 362-4540 (1392 amino acids)
Molecular function (GO): protein binding
Source: RefSeq, a predicted model, not a curated record